Ananas comosus (pineapple) is the source of this 1447-nucleotide messenger RNA. RefSeq names its product probable RNA-binding protein ARP1. Lineage: Eukaryota; Viridiplantae; Streptophyta; Magnoliopsida; Poales; Bromeliaceae. The record is from RefSeq and is a predicted model, not a curated record. Bases 228 to 1121 code for a protein of 297 amino acids. Gene Ontology annotation, molecular function: RNA binding. The transcript has 6 exons.
CUUAUGCUUCUUCUUCUUCUUCUUCGUAAAACGUUAUAUAUAUAUAUAUAUUAUAUAAAACCCUCUCUCUACCUCCCACCAAUCCUCCUCCUCCUCCUCCUCAUUGCUAUAUAUGAUCUCCUCUCCACAUUAUUAUUAUUAUUAUUAUUAUUAUUAUAAUUCUGCAUUGUCGUGGUGGUAGAAGAAUUAAGAGAAGGGAUCGGAGAAGAAGAAUUGAGUGCAGAUCAAUGGGGCAGCAGCAGCAGCAGCAGCAGCAGCAGCAGUUCGGGGACACGACGCUGACGAAGGUGUUCGUGGGGGGGCUGGCGUGGGAGACGCAGAAGGAGGCGCUCCGCGACCACUUCCACCACUUCGGCGACAUCCUCGAGGCCGUCAUCAUCUCCGACAAGCUCACCGGCCGCUCCAAGGGCUACGGCUUCGUGACGUUUAAGGAGGCGGAGGCGGCGAAGAAGGCGUGCGAGGACGCGACCCCUGUCAUCAACGGCCGCCGCGCCAACUGCAACCUCGCCUCGCUCGGCGCCAAGACUCGCCUCCGCCCUUCGCCUCCCACCACCCCGGCCCCACCAGCCCAUCACCACCACCUCCACCACCACCCCCACCCCCACCAACCUGCAGGAGUGGCCGUUGGAUCGAGAGGGAUCGCAUCGGGACCGCCGGCGCCGUGGUACUACCAGCCCUCGGGAACGCCGCCGCUGCCGACCCCGUUCCACGGCCACCACCACCACUACCACGGCGUCCUCCCCUUCUACUCCGCCGCCGCCGCCGCCGCCGCCGCCUACGGGUAUUCUCCUUACGUGACAGAUUUGAGCUACAAUGCGAAGCUGAGCCACACAGCAGGGGGAGGGCCAUACCUGCAGGGUGGCCAAUUCUCGUACCCGGCUCACGGAGCAGGGAUGGUUGCCACUGCUGCUGCUGCUGCGAAUGGAAUGGUGCCUCUGUAUCCCUACUACCACUACCAUCAUCACCAGUCGCAGGGGAUGGGCGUCCCCGCAGCGCACUUCUUCCCUCCGCCCACCACCGCAGGCUCCAUGGCCGCUGUCCCCGCCAUCAUCUCCAAGCCUACUGCAAUGCCACCCUCCACUGUUUCUUAUGCAGUGGAGCAGGUCACCGGGUGCAGCUAAAUGAAUCAACAAAGAAGGGCCUAAGAUUGCUCAUGAUGGGUUCUCUUAUUCAUUCGAUUAGAACCGUCGAAUUCUUUUAUUACCUCUAACUUGCAUCGCAACAUAAUGAUGCACAUCUGUAACAAAGUUGUUAUCAGUUUGCCAAGGUAUUUUAUGGUAAACUUUUCAAUGCUGUAGCUGAACUGGUGCAUAAACAUGCGAGACCUUAAUGUUAUUUAUUAUAUCUGUUAUAAUUUUGUAGUUAUUUUUUAUAUUAUUUUUGAGGAUAAUAUUGUAAUUGUCAUGCUUCUCUUAUCAAUCUUAAUACUUCUAGCUCUGGGUUAUUA